This is a messenger RNA of Osmia bicornis bicornis, 2304 nucleotides long. Its product is annotated as dnaJ homolog subfamily C member 1-like. NCBI's taxonomy places the organism in Eukaryota, Metazoa, Arthropoda, Insecta, Hymenoptera, Megachilidae. The record is from RefSeq and is a predicted model, not a curated record. The transcript has 7 exons. Gene Ontology annotation, cellular component: endomembrane system. Bases 1 to 1296 code for a protein of 431 amino acids.
AUGAGAGUGUCAUUAUUAUUAAUCUUUCGACUUUUGUAUUUUUUCAAUGUAUAUCAAUUUACUAACGCUUGGGAUAACGAGGAGUUAGAAGUAUUCGAUGUCGUCGAAGAAGUUAAUCAAAAUUUUUACGAAGUCCUUGGUGUACCACAGGCAGCAAACGCCUCGGAGAUCAAGAAAGCUUUCAGAAGGUUGUCGUUACAAUUGCAUCCUGAUAAAAAUCCUGCAGAGGAUGCUGAGCAACAAUUUAGAAAACUAGUUGCUGUGUACGAUGUGUUGAAAGAUCCUGGCAAACGUCAAAAAUAUGACAAUGUCCUUGUUAACGGAUUGCCAAAUUGGCGAUCAGCUGUAUAUUACUACCGACAUGUACGAAAAAUGGGACUUUUAGAAUUAAGUAUAAUUUUAUUUUUAAUCAUCACAGUCGGACAAUAUGUGGUAGCGUGGGGUGCAUACUUUGAGAAAAGAUAUACAUACGAACAAGUUUUAGGUAGUAAACUUCAGAAAAUGCAGAAAAAGAACAAGAAAGGUAAAAUGGAUGUGCCGGAUUUGGCAGAUAUUUUGGAGAAAAUACCAACGCCAACCAUAUGGAACACUCUACCAUUUCAAUUUCCAAGGUGGAUAAUAGCGUUCACGUUAUCCAUACCGGAUGUCGUACGCGUGAUGUAUAGCUUAUUGGAGGAAAGAAAACGGAGAAAGAAACUGGAAGAAGAAGAGGCAACAGCCCAAGAAACUGAACAGUUACCACCUGAACCCACGUCUCGAGCAAGAAGACGCAGAGCUGCUUUUACCCCGCAAGAAAGAAGCGGCAAUAAUAUCAAAGAAGCAUCGAGGAAAGACCAAACGAGCCACGUUUAUCAGAAGCCUGCGUUGUUCGGUGGUUUGUGGACCGACGAUGAUAUAUUAGAGUUAAUUAAACUGGUGAAAAAAUAUCCUAGCGGUACGCCAGAAAGGUGGGAUAAAAUUGCAGAUGCAAUGAAUCGUACGGUUGCCGAAGUGACUCACAUGGCGAAAAAGAUAAAAGAUGAAGGGUUGAAGCCUGGCGCAUCUACAGAGGAAGUCGUAGUAGAAGAGCGUCCGAAGAAAAUGAAAACGCGCGCUGAAAGCGUGGAUAACGUAAGCGACUGGAGUCAAGACCAGCAAAGAGCGCUGGAAGCAGCGCUCAUAAAAUAUCCGAAAGGCAUGUCGGUUGAUAGAUGGGAAAAAAUUGCAAACUGUGUCGAGGGAAAGACAAAGGACGAGUGCCAAGCAAGGUAUAGACAAUUGGUGGAAUUAAUAAAAAAGAAGCAAGAAACUCAAUAGCCUGCCAUGUACAAGAUUGUUCCUUCAACAAAAAUGUGUAGUCCAUACAAACAAGUCCAAAAGAAUGUAUUCAAUCAUCUAAAGAUACAUAUUUCACGGCUGUUGUACAUUUAUAAUAUGGAUGAAUUACAGAGAAAGAUUCUCUUAACAGAUGGAGGAAGAACGAUGAAAAAAAAAAAAAGAAGUUUAUACGUGAAAAAGAAUAUUGCUCCUACAUCAUUUUAUUAUUAAAUGUUUGUGGAGAAUGUAUUUAUUUAAUAAAUUUAAUAAUUAAUUAAGAGGAAAAAAGACUGAUAAAAUAUAAUAAUUAAAUACUUUCCUGCUCUUUGAGACUGAUACUCUGCUUUUAUUAAUAUUAUUUGUCCGAUAAAAUGUGUAUUUUUAAUUUUUGAGAUUUGUAAAAAGUAGUAUGAAGAAAAUAUUGCUAUGCCACAAUGUAUAACACAUUUCGCCCUAUUACUAACAUAUUUAUAUAGAUAAUGUUCAUAUAAUUAAUUAUAUCAAAAUAAUCGAUGUUAGAUCUUACAACACGUUAUUGUACUUGUUGAUAUUGGUGCAUACCUCGUCGCAAACAAACAAAAAAUUCCGUCUUAUAUAUUUUUAGAGUUCUUAUGAACGUAAUUCUUGCAUUACUAAUAUACAUAAUUCAAAGGCUAUAUACAUUUCUGUAUGAUAACGAACAUGGUAACUGCCCAAAGAUUAUUCUACAUAUAAUUCAUAUUAUUUAAAUAAAAAGUCAUAAAUGUUGUAAACAUAGAGUAUUAUAAUUUAAAUGCUAAAUGUUAAAAUGGUUCUAUUCAAUUUAAAGUAUGCGUUAAAAUUAAGUAUAUUAUUUAAAAAAAGUUUACUAUACCUGUGAUUUCUAUGUUUUUUUCUCUUCUUCUAAUGAGGCAGCAGUAAAUUACAUUUUAAUGAUGAACUAUUUAUUGAGGCUAGUUCAUAAAUAAUGUGAAACUCUGUACAAAAAUUAUUUACAGAUUGUAUAAUAAACAUCUUAAUUACGUCUCC